AGUAUUUGUGGAUAUUUUGUUCAAGUUAAAUCGAGGAGAAAAUGCAUAAAAAUUUAUUAAUAAUCUUAUCAGCAUUUCUUUAUAUUGUACUAGCAGUUCAAAUCAAUAAUGCGGAAUCAGAAACUUAUCGGCUACCGAAUCAGACUUAUCCUGAAAGCUAUGACAUUCGAUUAGUCUUCAAUAGAAACCUCGAUCAAAAUAUAACAAUAUUUUCAGGAGCUGCUGUAAUUAACAUAAUAAUUCUUGAGGAUGUAGAUUCUAUAACUCUACACAGUUCUGUUAGAAAUAUUAAUAUGGUUACAGAAAAAUUUUUAAAUUUACUAAUUGAUUACGAAUCGGAUAGUGCCCGAGAAUUCUUAAUAAUUAAGAGAGUAGAUGGUGAAAAUUUCAAAAAUAAUACAAAAGUUCAAAUUGAAAUACAAUUUACGAGUGAUAUUGUGGAGUCGCCAAAACAUCGAGGUGUCUAUCGAGGAAGCUACUUGGAUGAAAAUGCUGUUAGAAAAUACUAUCUAGCAACACACAUGCAGCCUACUUAUGCACGAAAAGUAUUUCCAUGUUAUGACGAGCCAAAGUUUAAAUCAGUCUUUAAUUUAACAAUUAUAUAUUUAAGUGGAUAUCAUGCAAUUUUCAAUACAGAUUCGAUUUUCGGUGAACAAGAACUUCUACCAACAAAUUUGUUAUUGAAAGAUUUCGAACCAACUCCUUUAAUGCCAACAUACUUGCUUGGAUUCGUUAUUUCUGAUUUUUCGUCUUAUGAACGUGAAAAGGAAUUUAAUGGAAUUAAGCAUCGAGUAUUUUCACGUCCAAAUCAAGUAAAUAAUACAGUUUUCGGAGAAGAAACUGCAAGACUUGUUCUAGGAAUGUUUGAAACUUACUUUGAUGCUAAAUAUGAUCUAAAGAAGCUUGAUCAAGUCGCAUUGCCACAAUUCAAUUACGGUGGAAUGGAAAACUAUGGAAUUAUUUUUUAUCGUGAAGAUGCACUCCUUUAUGAAAAGGAUGUGACGACUAUUUUUGAUAAAGAAUUUGUAGCAGCAACUGUUGUUCAUGAGGUUUGCCACAAAUUCAUAGGAAAUUCAGUAACUUAUCAUUGGUGGUCUGUUUUGUGGCUUGCUGAAGGAUUUUGCAGAUUUUAUGAAUACGAAAUGACUCACUUUCUCUAUCCACAAAUGAGAUUAAAUAGUCUGUUUGCUGUUGAGGCAAUGCAUCCCGUAAUGAAACGAGAUUCAUCACCUUUGAUCCGACCAUUGACAUUGUAUGUUGAGACACCAAGUGAAAUUAGAAGCAUGUUUGAUUCCAUCUCAUACAGCAAAGCUGCAAGUGUCAUUAGGAUGUUCCAUUAUGCCUUAUCAGGAGAAACCUUCAGACAUGGCCUUCAAAUUUAUAUCAACAAGAGCACAUCAAAUCCAGAAGGAAUCGCAGAACCAAAACAUUUUUAUAAAGCACUUCAAAUAGCAAUUAAUGACUCUUCAGUUCAUGUUGCCAAUUUAUUCGAAACUUGGGAGUUUCAAUCUGGUUAUCCAAUAUUGUAUGUCACUAGGAACUACAAUGGAAAUAAUAUCAUGAUAUCUCAAAAACGAUUUACGGAUGAUAUUAAGAAUGGAACAGAAUACAAUGAGCUAUGGAGUAUCCCAAUAACAUAUUCAACAAAGUCAAAUCCAAACACACUUACUCCUCCACAAUUUUGGCUGCAUAGCAGACAAAUGGAAUUAAAUAUUAGAGGAUUAGGAUCAAAUGAUUACAUCAUUGCAAAUGUUGAGCAAAAAGGAUACUACCGAGUGAUGUAUGAUGAACCUAAUUGGGUAUUAAUAGCUAAAGAACUAGAAGAAGGAAAUUUCAAUCAUAUUCCACCAAAUACGCGCGCUAUGCUGAUUGAUGAUGCUGCUGCUUUUGUGGAGAAAGAGAUUUUAGACAUUAGAAUAUUUUUGGACAUAAUAAAGUAUUUAAAGCUUGAGACUGAUUACAUCCCAUGGAUGUCUGCUACAAAUAGCUUGUCUUACAUGAGAAGAAUGCUGAACGACGGAAGUAGCAAAUUGUAUAACGACUUCCAGAAAUUCCUUCAAACUUUAUUCACAAAAGUGUUUGAGAAAUACGGAGUUAAGGAACAGAAUGAAAACGAGCAUCACCAGAAGCACAUAAGAAAUAUUGCCAUCAAUUGGGCAUGUCAAGCUCAUUUACCAGCUUGUCUCAAUCAAACAGCAGAGUUAUUUGACAAAGGAAUUAUGAAUUCAGAAGUUACAAUAUCAACUGAUCAUAGAGCAACAAUAAUGUGUAAUGGUGCCAUAACUGGAGGUGUUUUAAUUUAUGGUUUUCUUUGGGAAUCAUAUAUAAAAGCUAUUCAAGCUUCAGAAAAGUCUUUACUGCUGAAAACCAUUGGAUGCAUUGAAAAUCGUGAAAUUUUACACGAAUACAUUAGAAGAUAUAGCAGAGUCAGUGAUGAUGAAUGGUUUACAGUAAUACAAUCUGUUUAUUCAAAUGGUCCAAUUGGAUUGAAGAUCACGAUGGAAUUCUUGAAUGAUGAAUAUCAGAACUUUAAGAUAUUCAUCAACGAUCGCAUUGCAUUUAGCACACGAGAUUCAAUAUUUCGAGGAAUUGCCAACCGAGUAAUAACAGAUGAAAUGUUUGAAGAUUUUAGCAAACUGAUGACUAAGUAUGAGUUGACAAAAAGCACAAUAGAAUCAUUAAAUGCAUUGAUAGAAGAAAAUUUGGAGUGGAUUAAGAAAAAUUCACCGAUUAUUGAUAAUUUUUUGAACAGCUCUAAGAAAGUUAAGUCGGUGAAAAUGCUUAAAAUAUUAUUAAUUAUCUUAUCAGUUUGCCUUAUUGAUUUGGAAUGUGGUGAAAUUCAAGAGGAACCAAAAAGUUAUCUGCUUAAAAAUCAGACAUAUCCAGAAAGUUAUUUAGUGAUUUUAGGAGAAUUUAAUUUUGAUGACGAUAGUUUGACUGAUUUGACUUUCACCGGAACUGUCACAAUUGAUAUUGCGAUUCUUGAAACUACAAAGACAAUAACUUUGCAUAGUUCUGUAAAAAAUAUUACUAGAAUUAGAAAAAGUGUAGCUGGAGUGAGGACUUUCUUAAAUUUUACUCUUGACAAUGAAAAAGAGUUCCUUAUAAUCCACGAACCAGAUUAUAAAGACUUUGAAAUCAACACAACUGUCACAAUUCUAAUACAAUUCACGGGUAUUAUAAAUGAUUUUCCAACAACUGAAGGACUUUAUCGGGGAUUUUAUUUAGAUGGCGAAUUAAAAAAGCAUUAUUUUGUAGCAACCCAUAUGCAGCCAAUCUCUGCUCGCAAAGUCUUUCCUUGUUAUGAUGAACCAAGAUUCAAAUCUGUCUUCAAUUUGACUAUAACACAUAAAGCUGGAUAUCAUGCAAUUUCAAACACGGAUUCGUAUGAAGACAAUGACUUGACGGGACCAUUAGGGAUUUUUAUUAGGAAUUUCAAAAGAACUGCAUUAAUACCAGCAUACAUGCUCGGAUUUAUUAUUUCUGAUUUUAAAUCUAGUGAGUUUCAUGAUUUUCAAAGUGGAUUGAAAUUUCGAGUAUUUGCACAACCAGCACAGUUGGACAAAACAAAUUAUGGACUUCUUACUGGAGUUGGUGCUAUUAAUUCAAUUAAAAACUACUUUAAUGCUUCUUAUAAGUCUGAGAAAUUAGAUCUAGUUGUACUGCCACAAUUAGCUACUAAUGGUACCGAGUAUCAAGGAAUUACAUUUCAACAAGAAGAUUUAUUCCUUUAUGAUGAACAAACCGACCCUGUCUAUAAAAGUGAAUCAGUUUCAAGGAAUAUUUUCAAUAAAAUUUGCCAGACAUUUAUUGGAAGUACUUUAACACAAAGUUGGUGGUCAUCUCUUUGGGUUAAUAACGGACUUUGCAAAUUUUAUGAGUACCAGAUGGCAGAUUCCAUUUCUCCUGAUAUGAAAUUGAAAAACAUUUUUGCUAUUGAAGUAAUGCAACCUGAAAUGAAUCAUGAUUCCUCAUCUUCAGCACGUCUCUUGACAUGGGAUGAAGCGUCACCAAGUGAAAUUAGAAGCAUGUUUGAUUCCAUCUCAUACAGCAAAGCUGCAAGUGUCAUGAGGAUGUUCUAUCAUGCCUUAUCAGAAAAAACAUUCAGACAUGGUCUUCAAAUUUAUAUCAACAAGAGCACAUCAAAUCCAGAAGGAAUUGCAGAACCAAAACAUUUUUAUGAGGCACUUCAGUUAGCAGUCAAUGACCCUUCAGUUCAAGUUGCCAAUGAUUUCGAAACUUGGGAGUUUCAAGCUGGAUAUCCAAUAUUAGAUGUCACUAAAAACUACAAUGGAAAUAAUAUCAUGAUAUCUCAAAAACGAUUUACGGAUGACAUUAAGAAUGGAACAGCAUCCAAUAAGCUGUGGAGCAUCCCAAUAUCUUAUUCAACAAAGUCAAAUCCAAAUUUAAAUACGCUUCCACAAAUGUGGCUGCGUGAGCAAAACUCGGUAGAAGUUAUUGAAGAUUUACAUCCAAGUGAUUAUCUCAUAGUGAAUGUCGAUCAAACUGGAUAUUAUCGAGUCAUGUACGAUGUCAUUAACUGGCUUGCAAUUGCGAAAGAAUUGAAUCAAGGGAGUUUUAAGGACAUUUCAACAAAUACUCGUGCUAUGUUAAUAGAUGAUGCUGGUACAUUUAUGGAAAUGGAGAUUUUGGAUAUAAAGAUCUUUUUGGAGAUAAUCAACUAUUUACAGCAUGAAACUGAUUACAUUCCAUUGGUGUCAGCAACAAAUAAUUUGCUUUACAUGAGAAGAAUGCUGAAUGACGGAAGUAGCCAAUUGUACAUCAAAUUCCAAAAAUUCCUUCAAACUUUAUUCACAAAAGUGUUUGAAAAAUACGGAGUUAAGGAACAGAAUGACUCGGUACAUCACGAGAAGCACAUAAGAAAUAUUGCCAUCAAUUGGGCAUGUCAAGCUCAUUUACCAGCUUGUCUCAAUCAAUCAGCAGAGUUAUUUGACAAAGGAAUUAUGAAUUCAGAAGUUACAUUAUCAACUGAUUAUAAAGCAACAAUAAUGUGUAAUGGUGCCAUAAAUGGAGGUGGUAUAGCUUAUGGCUUCCUCUGGGAAAAUUAUGAAAAUACCCAUCAAACUUUGUAUCUAAAAUCAAUUGGAUGUAUUCAAGAUGAAGAAGUUUUAACACUUUUUAUAAAUCGGUACCAAGAUGUCGCUGAAUGGUUUACAGUCAUUCAAUCUGUUUACUCAAAUGGACCUAUUGGAUUAAAGGUCGCGAUGGAAUUCCUUGUCAAAAAUUCUGCAGCAUUUUAUACUUUCAUGACUCAACACAAUGCAUUAGGAACUCGAGAUACAAUAUUUCAAGAAAUUGCCGACCAUAUAGUCACAGAUCAAAUGUUUUCUGAUUUUAAAUCAUUGAUGAUUAGAUAUGGAAUAACUCAGAGUUUGAAAGAUUCACUUACUGCAUUGAUUGAGAAAAACUUGAAAUGGAUCGAGAAGAAUUCGCCAAUAAUUGAUAUUUUUUUGAACAGCUCUACGACUGCUGUGUCAUUGACUGCAAUUUUGUUCGGAGUUUUUGUUCAAUAUUUUGUGAGAUAAAUAAAAGAUUUUAUUUUCGAGCAGCACAAAGUUUCCUAACCCGUUUGUGCUGCUCGGAAUCAGUUCUAAUCAUUCAAUAAUUAAGCAAUAUAAAAAGUUUAUUAAUUAGCAAUUAAGGCUUAAUUUUAUUAUUACUGAGAAUUUUGUUAUCUUAUCUUCUAGGUAAGCAGUAGUUGCUCUUUUUAAUCUCAAAAUAUGUGUGUAGACAUCAUGUCUGCGUAAACUUUGAUGAUAUUUUUCUUGUUGACACAGUUUUAUCAACUAAUGAUUAAGUAUGGAAGUGUUGUAUUUCACAGUAAGUGCAUUUUUGUUGUUGACAUUUCCGAUAGCUUCAAUGUUAUCAUCCUUAAUUUACUAAUAUCUAUCCAUAUAUCGUAGUUAACUUCAAAUUAAUCCUAAUGUUAUGCAUAUCUAGUCUUGACAAUGUUGAUUAAGUCUUAAUAAUCUCUCGAAAUUAACAAUCUAUUUGAUUAAAUUAGGAUCAGCACGUCGUGCACCUUGUGGAUAAUUAAAGAAUCCAUAAAAGAAGUAAUAAGUGAACUUAAUUAAUGCCUUUGAAGUUGCUUUUUUCACUUUUUUCAGGGCCUUGAAAUUUCUGUUCUUCAUCAUUUCAAAUUUUUUUUCUUGUUCCACUUGUUCUUGUCUGAAUGAAUUAUCAAAUGCGACUGAACGAUUGAUUCUGAAAAAAU
This is a messenger RNA of Chironomus riparius, 6235 nucleotides long. Lineage: Eukaryota; Metazoa; Arthropoda; Insecta; Diptera; Chironomidae. The record is from the annotation of a GenBank genome assembly.